AUGUAUAGGAGACAAUUUACUUUUGAAGCAAUUCUUAUUUUCGCAUUUUCCAAUGCUAUGCUUUUUUGUGAAUUAUAUUCUGCUAGAAUGAAACAUAGAAAUAGGAUGCUUAAAGAAAUAAUUAAUUCGAUUAAUAUUGAAUUAGAUCCAACAAUAGUCCCAGAUGGUCAAAUGGUAAUAUAUCAUACAAACAAAAUCAAAUACACUUCAAUAACUGAUUCAAUGUUUGAUGUUUCCAUUAAUUGCGGCAUGAUAAUAAGGAAGGAAAAACACAAAGUCGACGAAGAUGGUUAUGAAAUGAUUUCCAAUGUUGCAUUGUUAACUCAUGACAUUGAAGCAGGAAAUUUCACACUUUCAGGAUUGAAAUAUAUUGGAGGUGUCUAUAAACUCAGUAAAAAUACUAUUUCAAAUCAAUGGAUAGAAUUUUGGAGACCAAAAUACCUGACAGUUAUUGGCCAAAAGCGGGGUGAUAAAAUUAUUCAAUUUACAAAGUCCGGAAUUAGAAUAGGAGCAGCAAUAGAGAGGUAUGCUGAUUCAAAUACAAUACAUUCAAUAUUAAGCGAAAAAGAUGCCAUGACUACUUAUAUUACUUGGGCUUUAAGAAUUAUUUUGUUGAUAGGUAUUCUAAAUGCUAACAUUAAUGGAGGACUCAUAGGAUGUACACCAUACUUUGUAAUACUUGCAGAAGCCGUACUUAUUCAACCAAUUUUUAACGAUGGAUACUUUAUGAGUGACUCAUUAUGGGUUUUGUACUUCUAUUCAACAAUAAUUUCCAUGUCAAGUUUCUUUACUUCACAUCUGUAUCCUCUUAAUGUUGACAAUUGUAAAUCAUUAAUUACCUGCCAUCUUUUAGUUGCUGUUGUAGAAUACAUAUGGUUAGGUAUACAAAUUCUUGGUACGGUUUGUCUCCGGCUAGGUUUAGUUUGA
Messenger RNA from Trichomonas vaginalis G3, 927 nucleotides. RefSeq names its product transmembrane protein 43 family. The transcript has a single exon. Bases 1 to 927 code for a protein of 308 amino acids. The record is from RefSeq and is a predicted model, not a curated record. Lineage: Eukaryota; Parabasalia; Trichomonadida; Trichomonadidae.